Molecule: messenger RNA, 1265 nt
Organism: Penicillium crustosum
Lineage: Eukaryota; Fungi; Ascomycota; Eurotiomycetes; Eurotiales; Aspergillaceae
Product: Zn(II)2Cys6 transcription factor domain-containing protein
Exons: 2
Coding region: 27-1265 (412 amino acids)
Biological process (GO): regulation of transcription by RNA polymerase II
Molecular function (GO): DNA-binding transcription activator activity, RNA polymerase II-specific; zinc ion binding
Source: RefSeq, a predicted model, not a curated record
UUUCAAACUAUGAAUCCAAUAACCACAUGACUAUGGCGCUCCGACGACCACAUCGGAAAUCUCGCCACGGCUGCGUGGAAUGUAAGAGGCGCCGAGUGAAGUGCGACGAGUCCCGACCAUCUUGCAACAACUGCGCCCAUCGCCACACCGAGUGUGAGUACGGGUCGUCAUCAUCUCUACUGUGGGCAAAUGAUGGGUCCGAUAGCGGACAGACAGGCGAGCCCGUAUCGGGCCUUCGUUCACCCUCGAGUCAAACCACAGGCGCGGCGGCCGCAGAGUCCCUCGGAAUCCUGACCCAACUCAGCAGCGAAAAUGCCACAACCCCAGCCGGGUCCGCACUGAACCUCAACGACCUAGAGCUGAUGAUACAGUGGUGCGACACGACCUUCCAAACACUGUCGCGCAAUGAGCGCACCGAUCCAAUCUGGCGCACCAUCGUGCCCGAAGAGGCCCUCUCGCACCCAUUCCUGAUGCACGGCAUUCUGGCCCUGUCAUCGCUUCAUCUUGCUCGAACAGGACCGGAACCGACCCGUCGAGGGUCAUAUCUUAAUCGUGCUGUCGCGCACCAGAAUCAAGCGCUGGCGCUGUUCCGGGAGAUGCUGGGUGACGUGAAUGAGAGUAAUGCCAAGGCGAUGUUUGCUUUUGCGGGAAUCGUGGUUAUCUACACGUUUGCAUUCCCGCAUACGCCCGGCCCACAGGAUCCGUGGGAAUGCGUCGAUGACCUGUACCAGGUUCUUGUUUUGACUCGCGGUGUGCAGCAAGUUAUCUAUGCCCCGCGGGAUUUUACGAGUUUCCUAGUGGACAGUUCUUUCGGUCCGAUUUUGCAGAUCGAGGAGACCCAGGGUGUGAUGCCCACGGACACGAUUGCUAUGCUGAAACAACUACGCGAGGCGAACAAAGCCUGCGGGGCGCGAGAUCCGAAUCAUGAACUUCAGGUUUACGAAGGGUCUAUUGCAAAUCUCGAGGAAAUGCUCAGUUGGUGCUACAGCGGGAUGAGAGCAAAUACGAUUGCCGGGAAGUGGGCGAUCCGCUUGAAGCCUCGGUUUAUGGAGUUGCUGCGCGAACGAGACCCUUUGGCACUCGUUAUGCUAGCGCACUAUGGCGUGCUCUUGCAAUAUUUGAAGCAUCGCUGGUGCUUUGACGAGUGGUGUGUGAGGGUCUCCAAAGCCGUGUGGGCAAUAUUGGACGAUCAGUGGAGGCCGCUGAUCCAGUGGGCCAUGAAAGAGAUCCUUGGUGUUAACUUUUUGGAACAGGUUGGGAGUUGA